AUGGCGCCCAGCUAUGCACCAGGACUUAGUAAAAUCAAGGGAAGAAGUCGUAUGAUGAAUAUGGAGAAAGUUAAAGGAUUAGGGAAUGUUUAUUUAGCAGAAGGACGAGGAUCAUUAAAAAACUUACAACAUGUUCCGUGUAAGUUCCAUAAGCAGGGGGUUUGUACGGCAGGAAAAAAUUGUCCGUUUUCUCAUGAUUUGGAUAUGGAUUUGGUACGUACACCAUGCAAAUAUUUUCAGAAAGGAAAUUGUAAAUUUGGGGCGAAAUGUGCACUGGCACAUGUUUAUAUUGAAGAUGAGAAGUGUAUAGAUGUUCAGACGCAUGGAUUUCCGUAUGGAUUGAAUUAUGGGAUUAUGAAUGAAAUGAAAUCGGGUACGUCAGGGGGGCAUAAUGGUAAUAUACAGGAGACGUUUCAAAAUACAUCUACUCCGCUUAGAGAAUAUAAUUUUUCAAUGGAUUGUGAAUUUUCGAUUCCAAAUACGAUAUUUUUAAAGGAAAACCAUGCGCCAGUUUCAUAUCCAUUAACGCUAGAGAAUAAUUCAGAUAUGAUUUCUCCCUCAUUGAAACUAGCUAAAAGUGCAUCUUUACGUGAAAUACAGUUGUCAUCGAAUUUUGAUCAUAACAAAGCUUAUUUUCCAUCGUACGAACCAUCUACUAACAAUGUUUCUACAAAAUUUGAUUGUCCGGAUGUAUCGUCAUUAUCACUUUCUGGACAAAGUACAAUCUAUUCACCUUUACAAGAGAGAAAUACCACUUUUUCGCCUCUUUUAAAUAAUUCAAAGUCUAUUUUUUCUGAUGAUUCCUUUUCAUUAAAAUCUGAAAGAUCAUUAAAAGCUGAAAAUUAUUCAACACAGUCUAUCUUUUCGAAAAAAUAUCCAGAAAAUAAUAAUCUUCAUGAUACAUCAUUUAACUUUUCGAUUAAAGAUAAUUGGUCAGAUACCUGGAAAAAUUCAAAAACUCUUCAAAGUAAUGAUAAAACAUCACCUAAAUCUUCACUUAAUGAUAAACUACGUCUGUCUGUUCCACAAAAAUCAUAUACCUUUAAUGAAUCUCAAUUUCAAAAAACUAAUGAACAUGAAGCAAUUUCUAAUAUUAAUUUUCUCUCAAAUCCUUCUAGCUUUGGAACUUCACCUUCUUCCAGGUUUUGUACAUUUUUUUCUAAAUAUAACGAUUACUCCGAUAAUAUGACUUUGAAAUGUUCUUCUGGACCGGCAUUAUAUCAUGAUCAUAUCCAACCUUACUAUAACGACUUUAAUUAUUCUCAAACAAAUGAGCUUCAGAUACCAAACUUACUGCUAAAUUCGGCUGAAAAUAAUGUUUUUCAUUCCAGAGAUAUUUCUUUAAUACCACAACAAAAAUCACUAGAAAACUUUAAUAAAAACUCUUCUUUACUCAAUGCUAACGAUAUUAUUAAACGAUCUAUUGCUACAAUUGAUGAUGAAAUACAAUUUAACAUGGACGAAGAGAUUUCUGAAAAUAUUUCUUAA
Pneumocystis carinii B80 is the source of this 1488-nucleotide messenger RNA. RefSeq lists its product as hypothetical. The transcript is spliced from 5 exons. The coding region runs from base 1 to 1488 and encodes 495 amino acids. Gene Ontology annotation, biological process: protein polyubiquitination. Gene Ontology annotation, molecular function: ubiquitin protein ligase activity; metal ion binding. NCBI's taxonomy places the organism in Eukaryota, Fungi, Ascomycota, Pneumocystomycetes, Pneumocystales, Pneumocystaceae. The record is from RefSeq and is a predicted model, not a curated record.